Musa acuminata subsp. malaccensis (wild Malaysian banana) is the source of this 1275-nucleotide messenger RNA. RefSeq lists its product as uncharacterized. Gene Ontology annotation, molecular function: RNA binding; RNA endonuclease activity; sequence-specific DNA binding. The record is from RefSeq and is a predicted model, not a curated record. NCBI's taxonomy places the organism in Eukaryota, Viridiplantae, Streptophyta, Magnoliopsida, Zingiberales, Musaceae. Gene Ontology annotation, cellular component: nucleus; cytoplasm.
CCCCGUAGAGGGCGAGGGCGGUGGGCGUGAGCUUAAGCGACAGAUGUUGAUGUUGUAUGCCGCUUGCAGCCAGCGGUUAUCCUCUUCUCUCAUGGCCUCCAAACCUCAACGCCUCCAUCAGAUUGCUAGCGGCGCGUCGAUCCUGGGUUCCGGAAAGAAGCCGAGGGCGAUGACGACGUCGACGGCAACAUCUGACUCGCCCAUGAGGGAGGAGUUCGCCAAAUACACCGAUUACCUCAACCAGCUGAAUGACAAACGGGAGAGAGUUGUCAAGGCUAGUCGUGAUGUGACAAUGAACAGCAAAAAGGUCAUAUUUCAGGUGCAUAGAAUGAGUAAAGGUAAUAGAGAAGAUGUGUUGGCAAAGGCAGAAAAUGAUCUUGCUGCUGUGACUGAUCAAUAUAUGUCAAAACUAGUGAAGGAGUUGGAUGGGACUGAUUUUUGGAAGCUUAGACGUGCCUAUACAUUUGCUGUCCAAGAGUAUGUUGAAGCUGCAACACUUUGUAGAUUUUGCAAGGCUGGAACACUACUUAAUCUUGCUGAGAUUAAUGCUUCUUUGCUUUCUCUUAGUGAUGAGUCUCUUGAGCCUUUACAAAUAAAUGUUCUCGACUACCUCCUGGGGCUUGCAGAUUUGACUGGGGAGCUUAUGAGACUAGCCAUUGGUCGUAUUUCAGAUGGAGAGGUUGAAUAUGCUGAGAAGAUUUGUAGAUUUGUACGGGAUAUAUACAGGGAGUUAACCCUUCUUGUACCUCUUAUGGAUGAUAACUUCGAGAUGAAGAAGAAAAUGGAUACAAUGCUUCAAAGCCUAGUGAAGAUUGAAAAUGCUUGCUUCAGCGUUCAUGUUAGGGGGUCAGAGUAUAUUCCUUUGCUUGGAAGUUCUGAUCCAAAUUACUCCUUCUUGGGUUUGCCAGAUCUGGAAUCAUGAACUAGCAGCAGAUCUAGGCCCCUGGUUUAUGUCCCCUGUGGAAUGGCCCAUGCUGACAAACAAAUGUUGGAAGCAAACCAAGUUGGUCCACUGUCCUAGUGCUGCAUGGUCAUAAUGCGUCGCCUGUGGAAGGUACUAAAUGUGGUUUUAUCUUCAUAUUGGCACUGUUAAGAUCCUUAAAUGUAGUAUCACUUGAGUCGCCCCCUUUUUUCCUCCUUGUGUGAAAUAUACUUGUUAGAUCUGGUGGAGAACAUAAUCCAUGAGGGAAGAAACUUAAAACAAGGUGAACAAACGAAUAUAUUACCUGUCCUCAAGUUAACUCUUUUGUGGCUUAGCAGCUGAAAUUUGCAUCG